CUCUCCAAGUCUCUAGAUCUCUCUCUCGGUGUAGAUCUCUCUCUCUCGGUGGAGAUCUCUCUGAGUGGUGUAGAUCUCUCUCUUAGUGUAGAGCUCUCUCGGUGUAGAGCUCUCUUAGUGGAGAUCUCUCUUUAGUGUAGAUCUCUCUCUCGGUGUAGAUCUCUCUCUUAGUGUAGAUCUCUCUCUUAGUGUAGAUCUCUCUCUUAGUGUAGAUCUCUCUCUUAGUGUAGAUCUCUCUUAGUGGAGAUCUCUUCUUAGUGUAGAUCUCUCUUUAGUGUAGAUCUCUCUCUCGGUGUAGAUCUCUCUCUCCCUGUGAGAGUUCUCAGUCUCUCUCUGGGUCUCUGUGUCUCCCUCUGGGUCUCUGUCUCUCUCUCUCUCUCUCAGUCUCAGUCUCUCCAUAUCUCUGUCCCUGUGUCUCUCUGUCUCUUCUCUGUGUCUCUGUGUCUCUCUCUGGGUCUCUGUCUCUCUGGGUCUCUGUCUCUCUGAGUCUCUGUGUCUCUCUGAGUCUCUCUGUCUAUCUGAGUCUCUCUGUCUAUCUGUGUCUCUCUGUCUAUCUGUCCCUGUGUCUCUCUGUCUCUGUGUCUCUGUCUCUCUGGGUCUCUCUCUGUCUCUGUAUCUAUCUGUGUCUCUCUCUGAGUCUCUCUGUGUCUCUUUGUCUCUCAGUCUCUCUCUGUCCCUGUAUCUCUGUGUCUCUCUCUGGGUCUCACAUCGAGUCGCUGGAGACUGGGCGCAGCUUCCCGCCUCAGAGUCGCCAUGAACGCCUCUCUGCUGCUGCUCCUCUCGGCGUGUCUAAUCGGCACGUCCCUGGCGCUCACAAUCACGUCGACGGGCGGCGAGGUGAUCCAGAAGCUGCAGGGAGCCUCCGUGUCCCUGGCCUGCGCCUUCUCCGUCACGGCCCAAGACGUCGGAGUCCUGGACAUCGAGUGGAUUUUUGUGCCAUCCGACAAAAAGCCGGGCAUCAUGUUCGCCACUUACACGGGGAGCCGCACGUACACCGACACAUCGCCGGCGCACCGCGGCCGCGUCCGGUUCACGCUCGCCGAUCCGUCGAUGGGUGACGCCUCCGUGGAGCUGUCCCAGCUCGGCACCCACGACACCGGCACCUUCCUGUGCAAAGUGAAGCAGAUGCCCGGCACCGCCAGCCGCACCAUCGCGCUUACCGUCAUGGCGGUCCCGAGUGCCACGCGCUGCUCCAUUAAGAGCGGCUCGCCGGCUGUGGGGGAGGAUCUGGUGCUCGGCUGCGUCAGCACCGAGGGCACCGCCCCCAUCACCUACACCUGGACCUACACGGGAGGCAUCGGCGGCAGCAUGCCGUCCACCGCCAAGCAAGAAAUGGAAGUGGGCACGCUGGCGCUGAAGAACGCGACUCUGGCGUACGCGGGGACGUACCGCUGCACGGCCACCAACACAGUGGGGACAGACUCCUGCGAGCAGCAGCUCCACAUCGCACAGCACAAGGAGACGAACGUGGGGUCCUUGGUGGCGGCCAUCGUGUGCCCCAUCCUCCUCAUCGCGCUCGCCAUCGCCGUGGUCGUGUGCUGCGUGAGGAGGAGGAACCUCAAGAGGAAAGAGAAGGAGCUGUCGCACGUCAUACGGAUGGACGAGUCUCCUCCGCCCCCGUCGUCGCGCUCCCAGUCGCGCUCCUCGCGACCCCUGACCUCCCAGGCCGGCUCCUCGCGACCCCUGACCUCCCACGCCGGCUCCUCGCGACCCCUGUCCUCCCAGGGGGGAGUGGCGUCACGUGCCGGGGGCGGCCCGCCCAGUUUGUUCGGGGGCGGGAAAACUCCAUCGCAGCUCCAGCCCACCUUUGUCUCCCCGCCGCCCCAGUACGACACGGUGCCGCAACCUUCCUCCUCCUCCGCCUCCUCCAUGGUCUCCUCGCUGCGUGCGGCCCCCCUGGACUCCGCGCUCCACGUCGGGGCGGGGACCACCCCGGCCGGCGGUGUUCCGGUCUACGCCACCGUCACCCACCAGCCCCAGCGUGGCGGCGGUGGUGGUGGCGCCCCCCCUCCCGGCUCGCAGCGUCCGUUCGUCCGCCUGGACGAGGAGGUGGAGCCCGAUGACGAAGAGGAGGUGGACGAGGAGGACAUGGCGAUGAUCAUCGCCGACGGGAUGGAUCCCCUAGACCACCACCACCCGCCCAAGCAGAGGGGUUACCUCGUUUAGAGCACUCUCACCUCGUCUUAGACAACUCUCACCUCGUCUUAGACAACUCUCACCUCGUCUUAGACAACUCCCUCACCUCGUCUCUCUCACCUCGUCUUAGACAACUCCCUCACCUCGUCUUAGACAACUCCAACCUCGUCUUAGACAACUCUCUCACCUCGUCUCUCUCACCUCAUCUUAGACAACUCCCCUGCCUCGUCUUAGACAACUUCCUCGUCUUAGACAACUCCAACCUCGUCUUAGACAACCCCCUCACUUCGUCUUAGACAACUCCCUCACCUCGUCUCUCUCACCUCGUCUCUCUCACCUCGUUUAGACCACCCACGCCUCGUCUAGACGACAACUCACACAACACCCACCACCUCGUCAAGACCACCCUCACACCUCGUAAUUCACCCCCCCCUCCCCACCUCGUCUAGAACAUCGUCGCCCACACCACGCUCGUCUACCCCCCCCCCCUCCUCGUCCAAUCAGGAUGGGUGGUAGAAAAGACGUCUUGGGGGUGGGUGGAGCCAAUUUUACAAAUGGUGGAGGGUGGGGUGGUUCCUAAUGGCCGUGUCAGAAUGCUGGGUUCCUUACUGCUUUAGAAACUUAGGUUCAAACCAGAGGUCGCAACCGGGUACCCAAUACCCGUACCCUACCCGAUACCCGGCUACCCGUACCCGGCCGGGUACGGGUACGGGUACCCAUUUGCGACCCUGGUGCGGCCGGGUACGGGUAGGCCGUGAAUCACUGGUGAGUCACCGUUUGUCACUCAUUUCCCAAUGUCUUGUCUCUUCUCACAAUUCAAGUUCCUAGAAUCAACCCACCCGCGCCUGCAACAUGGCUUCAUCCCAGAGGUCGCAAUCGGGUACUCGUACCCUACCCGUACCCGGGCCGGUCACGGGUAGCCGGGUAUCGGGUAGGGUACGGGUACCCGUUUGCGACCCUGGUGCGGCAGGGUACGGGUACGGGUAAGGAAUCAAAACCCGUUUGCAACCUCUGGUUCAAACCCCCUGGGUCCGAGUCGUCUCUCUGCCUCUGUCCGAGGCUCCUAUUGGAUGCGUAAUGGCCGUGUCGGGAGAGAGAGGGUGCUGUGGUUCCCUUCUGCUUGAGAAACUUCGGUUGAUCUUCUUGGUUCUUUCGGUAAAGUCACGUAGAAUGGAAAUAAUAAAAUAAUAAAAAUAAAACAUAAUAAAAUAAUUCUCACGACAUUCAGACGCUGUCUUCUUGACAGACCUGCUCUCCACCUGAGGACAGCUGCUUGCGUUGUCGCCAAAACGUCGUGAGAAUUAUUUUAUUAUGUUUUAUUUGUAUUAUUUUAUUAUUUCCAUUCUACGUGACUUUACCGAAAGAACCAAGAAGAUGAAUCCCUGCAGUCACGAAAGCUUUAAAUCGAAACUUAGGUUGAAAUCCUGGCGGGUCCUAGUCUCUCUGCCUCCGUCUGAGGCUCCUAUUGGAUUCGUAAUGGCCGUGUCGGGAGAGGGCGUUGGGAUUCCAGGGGUGAGUUGUGGGGUCGUUGUUGUUGUCGUCGUCGUUGUUGUUAAAGGGGAACAAAUAAUGAAGGGAUUGGGUUUUAACAGCGAGGCUGUCGUGGGUUUAACUCUCCGUCAACACGCGACAAGCGGCAAACCAACUGGGCCACGCUUUUUGUCUUGCGUGACACAAACACCGCCCCUUCUACGCGAUUGGCUGUGUCGGGUGGUGGUGGCGGCGGUUCUAACGACGACACAACAUUUACAUAUUUACACGAUCUAACAACAACAACAUACACAACUCUUUAUUAGGGAUGAUUGCAAAAGGAAUGUUUUUUUUUAAGCUUUAAUAGCAAAUAUAUAUAUAAGGGUGUUUCGAAAAAUGCUUAACACUUCUGAGAAUUUGCAACAAAUUCCCACAAUAGUUGUUGUGCCUCCUCCUGGCUCUGGAGAUCACCUGGAGAAGAUUGUGGGGAAGGCUCUUUGACGAUUGGAAGCUAUUUAGGCUACAUCUGUCAUCACGUUACACGGUGUCUUAUUAUCCGUCCUUUUUCCAUUAAAAACGAUAGUCCCAUGUUAGCGUUAACAUUUUUUUGAAGCGCACCCCCCCCCCCCCACCUUCCUUGUAUUUAGUUAGUUACAAUUGAGAGGCGCCAAUGCUUCGCUUGUGAAACCAUUCUUCGCCACCGGCUUUUCGGCGUUCACGAGUGUAUCCCGCGAAGGGUUCCGUUCAUUAGUCCAUGCUGGCGUGUGGCGUGCUGUUUUUGUCAAAUGUUUUAGUUGUACAAUUGGUACCGAGCGCGGCCCCGAUUUCUAGGAGCAGCAACAGCAGCAACAACAGCAGCAGCAGAACACGGACCAAUACCAAUACAACCGCCGUUCGGUGACGGGGUCGUCAUUCACGGCGCCCGUGCCAGGCCAGGUGCACUUUGAGACCACGUGAAGUGGUCGCUUUAGACGGGAAAAGGUCUUGGGGCAGACCCCGCCGGUGCCAUUGGGUCAGCUGACCGAGAUGACCGGUAGAUGCACCACCACCAGCUGUACACUCCCCCCCCGCCCGCACCACGCACCCCUACUUUGCCCUACUUUCUGCAUUUUAUCCGCCCGGCACUCCGCUCGUUGUUGUGAGCGUCGCUCCUCUGCCCUCCGUUGUUGUUGCUGGAGGGCGACUGCCUCCACACACGCACACGCGCGUGAAUUUGGUUUUGUGAUUAUUAAGUUGAAAGGUUGGGUACAAAAUACCGCUUAGUUGUAUGGGUUGGAGAGGAUUGCGUUUAAAUGUGGGAAGGAAAUAAUUGGGGCUUUAAAUAAGUUUGCUAAAUAAUUGCUGUGCGAGCAUGUUGACAUCGGUUCGAGUUAUCUGUUGCGAAUGAUUGAAAUAUCUGGCAAAUUUUGUAUUAUCGCUUAAAUAUAUGAGGUAACUAAUCAAUCGAUGCACCUGGUAUUUAAGAGUUGAUUAGUUGCUUGUGAACGCCCGGUCGAUAAAAUCAGCGCGUGUGUAAAAUAUUCGGCUCGCAAUAUAUGUUAAAAUAAUUUGUGAAUAUUUAAUAAUGAUUAUUGUAGGCGUGCUAUUAUUCAUGAUCAAUUAUCGAGGAUUUGUCCAAGUGGUGUUAAGAAAAAAAAAAUGUAUCCGGUUUUAAUGUGCCAGGCUUGUCUUGUGUUUUCAAUAUUUUGCUAAAUAAAUCUUCAGUUCCUGUA
Messenger RNA from Lethenteron reissneri (Far Eastern brook lamprey), 5318 nucleotides. Its product is annotated as coxsackievirus and adenovirus receptor homolog. The record is from RefSeq and is a predicted model, not a curated record. Gene Ontology annotation, molecular function: cell adhesion molecule binding. Gene Ontology annotation, cellular component: basolateral plasma membrane; bicellular tight junction; intercalated disc. NCBI's taxonomy places the organism in Eukaryota, Metazoa, Chordata, Hyperoartia, Petromyzontiformes, Petromyzontidae. Gene Ontology annotation, biological process: homotypic cell-cell adhesion.